Camelina sativa (false flax) is the source of this 1840-nucleotide messenger RNA. RefSeq lists its product as uncharacterized. Lineage: Eukaryota; Viridiplantae; Streptophyta; Magnoliopsida; Brassicales; Brassicaceae. The record is from RefSeq and is a predicted model, not a curated record.
AUAUAUCUGGUUAAACUAAACCGAAACUGCGUCAAAAUAAAUUAAUUCAAUCCGGUUAAACUAAACCGAAGCUGCGUCAAAACAACGGAACCAAAUUAGAAUAUAAAUAAAGUACAUAAACCCUAAGAAGAACGCUUCUCAAUAGCUUCGUCGACUUAGCUUCACGGUGGUGGUAACAAUGGCUGCUUCUUCUUCCUUUCUUCAUCGAAUCGGCUUUCUCCUUCUUCUUACCGCCUCUCUCUUAUCGUCAGACGCGGCGGAGAUCAAAAUUAUUGGUCCCGGGAAGCCAACUUUGGAUGUUAGCCUUACUCCGUGUGAGCGAAUCCAAGUCUCCGGCUAUCCGAGAACCAAACUAGGCAAAUAUGCUAACACUAUUAGGGUAAACUUGCUUCCAAUACCAGAGAAGCUACACAGCAAAAUCCAAGUUUGUGUUCACCGGAACGCUACACUUAGAAUGUGCCACUGUGAGAAACCUAAUUGGAAAAAUCUCCAGAAAGGGAUCUGGAGCAGCUCCGUAAUGUCUCCGUAUGGUAAACAAUACAUUGAUGUGAGAUUCACUGGUAGUGGAUAUGAAUCGUCUGGUGGUUCAAUGGUCACCAUCAACGUUACAGAGGAUUUUCAAAAAUGGCGGAUCUUUUGUCUUGUGGCUGGACUCGUUGUGAUCUUGUUAGCACCAGUUGUUAGUAGCUGGCUACCUUUUUACUAUACGAGUUCAAUGGCGGUUGGUGUGUUUCUAGUAGUUUUGAUCAUUAUCUUCCAGGUUAUGAGGCUGUUGCCUAGUGGGAGGAAGAAUGUUAUGUAUCUUGCGUUUUAUGGAUCUGUGGUUGGUGCUGGAUCUUUCAUUCUACAUCAAUUCUCAAUGAUGGUGAACGUGAUUCUUGUUAACUUUGGAUUGAGUGAAGAUAUGUAUAACCCGGUAGCUAUACUUGUGCUUGUUGGGAUAGUUAUUACUGGAGCUGCUUUUGGAUUCUGGACUGUGAGGAGAUUUGUGGUUUCGAAAAACGGAGGAGGUGUGGAUGCUAGUGUUGCUCAGUUUGUGAAAUGGGCGAUGCGUUCUGUUGCUGCUACGUUUAUUUUACAGAGCAGUCUUGAUAUACCUUUGGCGAUGGGAGCUUUUGUUUCUGCUUGCUUGAUCGGUGUUGUUGUCAGCAAAGCUAAAAGCACUGUAGUUCGAAGUCUUUGGCUUGCUUCGGCUGAUGCUGGUGAUGAGAGACGUCCUAUUCAUGGAAGAGCUGAAUUUCUUAGUCGUCCUGGAGGUGGAUUGUGGAAGAGUGGUAGGACUGUACCUUCAUCUUCUGGCUCUCCUUCUUAUGGUAUGAUCAUACCGUCUUCAGUUAAUUGGAGAACACCGAUCAAAGAUCAGGAGUACUAUUCUACAUACCACAGGACGCCUAACCGGAAGAAGAUGUCGAAGAGAGAGUAUGACGAGUUGACACAAGAGACGACACGGGAAGCAAUGGCGGGACUUGCAGCUUCUCCAGGAUUCAGUGAUUGGUUAGUUGAGCAUGCUGACAGAAUCAAGCUGCUUCCAACUGAUAGCUAUGAUGACGAAUUGGAUAGCGAAUCAGAAUCAACCGGUGAACAAUCCUGGACAGGUCUUUUCUGGUAGAGAAUAAACAUCUUAGAGGCAACUCUUGACUACUUUGCACGACACAUACUGCUUAUUAUUAACUUGGCAUGAAUCAAAACGUUGUAAGGGUUUUAUAGCAUUCAGUGAGUUUAGGGAAUAGGUACGAGUUAGGUUUAGAAUCAAUCUUUGUACAAUCACAGUUUUCCAAUUUGACGCAGCUCACAUUUAAUUAUGUAAUUGUUUAAUGAUGAAAUUUGGUCCUUUCGUUUC